This is a messenger RNA of Carassius auratus (goldfish), 2023 nucleotides long. RefSeq names its product hereditary hemochromatosis protein-like. Gene Ontology annotation, cellular component: external side of plasma membrane. The record is from RefSeq and is a predicted model, not a curated record. NCBI's taxonomy places the organism in Eukaryota, Metazoa, Chordata, Actinopteri, Cypriniformes, Cyprinidae. Bases 366 to 1400 code for a protein of 344 amino acids. Gene Ontology annotation, biological process: immune response. The transcript has 7 exons.
GCGGUCUAUGGGAGUGUCGCAACUCUGUUUUUUCAUCGGCUCUGGGUACAACCAUAGACAGUAAAAGUGUCCUGCGUGUUUCGCCGAAGUAGCCCCGAUGACGCUCAGGAGAAACUUCUUAAACCUAAAAUGACGAUUCGACAAGAUUCGAUCUCUUGGAUUUAAUGGACACGGUGACGGAUCACGCAGCAGCAAUACCACACCGCAAGUUUACAUAACAUGAAGUGUCCCAGCUGGAACGGUUCAUUGCAUAUUUCACCAGAUGAUUCUCAAAACUUGAAUUUUCAAAAUUCUCUGCGAUUAUAAAAAACAACAUAUGUAUGUUCUAGGAUAAGAUUAUCCUAGAUGUUUUCAUCAAAAGCAAAAUGAACACAGCCUGUGCCUUUGUGCUUUUCCUUUUGCUCUUGGUCUCUGUUUCAGCAGGUUCUCACACUUUGACGGGGCUUGCAACUUACAUUAGAGAAAACGCAUUUAGUGCUUCGUUGAUGUUGGAUGACAUCACUGUAGGAUAUUAUGAUUCAGAAACAAAGAUCUAUGUUGCAAGAGGAAAUACUACAAACGAAGAUGAUGUCAUAGAUCCAAGUACCAUCAAGGAUGUAGGUGAAAAUGUGCUUGAUCAUUUCACAGAAAGAUCACGUCGCCUGAGACCUGUCAACGAAAGUCAUGUAGUUUAUCAGGUGGUGAUGUUUUGUGAACAGAGUGACAAUAACCUUGGACAAAUAACCACCAAAACCGCUUAUCAAGGCUCUACAUUUGAUGAGCUGCAUUUUUUCGAUGGCAAAUUCACAUAUCAGCUAUUUUCAAAUUACACUGGACCAGAAAAAAUACGGAAUCUAGAACGGUCCAAGUCACGUCUUGAGGAGUUAUAUUACCCAGCCUGUAUAAAAAUGCUGACAAAUUACCUUAAAACGAGAGAAACUCAAUUAAACAGAAAAGUGAAACCGCUAGUCAGACUCAUUCAGAAAGCAAACUCAGAUUCUGGAAGGUCUCGUUUGAGUUGUCUGGCAUCAGGAUUUUACCCUCGUCACAUCAACCUGACCCUGUUCAGAGAUGGGCAGCCUGUAUCUGAUCAUGAGAUCACUGGAGGAGAUCUGCUGCCCAAUGCUGACGGGACGUACCAGAUGAGGAAGAGUCUGGAGAUCAGUGCUGCAGACGAACACAAAUACACCUGCUCUGUCACACACCUCACUCUGGACGUCACUUUGGAUUUCAGUAAACAAUUUGAAUCAGCGAUUCUCUCAGUGCUGAUAGUUUUGGCUCUGGUGUUGGUGUUUGGCACUGGAGUCGUCAUAUAUAUAUGGAGGAAGAGAAGAGCAGAUUCAUCCAGAAGUGGCUAUUCUGCUGCUUCUAGUCAUUCAUUAAAAAAUUUUUCAGCACCCAAAGAACACAUUGAAACAUGACUUCAUGACUCAUGACUUGAUGCUACAUGGAUCAACAUCUUCAAAAAAUGAAAAAAUAAGUUUUGACAGUUGCUUGGCUUUAUUAUGAAGUAACAACAUGAACAAUAUUGUUAGUUUUUAUGUGCCGUUUUAACAAUUGUCCUUAAAACACAUUGUGAUCUGCACACAUACAAGUGUCAUGUGCAAGAUGGUGCCUGUGUGUUUGUCGGUAUGCCGUUUAUCUCGUCAGUUUUUAGAUAUCCAUUCAGGACGGUGACGAAUCUGCUUUCUCUGCUGUUGUUAAUGCUUUGUGCUGAUGCUAUCAUCACCUAUAAUCACCAAGUAUUACUACACAUCAAAAGUUUGUUAGAGAGUCAACCCAGAGACUGUCCCAUUGUUACUCCUCGUUCUCUCGAACUUUGUCCUUUAAAAUGUUGUUUUUUUUUUUUUAGCUCUAGGAGAUGUGUUGGAAAAGGAGGUGGAGUGGCUAUGGUUUUCAGGAACUGGUUUAAAUCUCAGUCCGUCUCUGUCAGGAACUUUUCUACUUUUGAAUCUCAAUGUGUUAAUAUAUAUUCUGCUACUCCGUUAUUGGUUAUCCGUUUUGGUCUACAGGCCCCCAAAGCCAGAUAAAGGUUUUAUAAAAG